AUGGCUUCUCAUUCGGAGCGUCCAAUACUUUUUAUCCUCUCACUUCCUCCUGCUUCCAGCCCAAACCUUUCCGUUCGGAGUAUACUGUGCACAUUCUCGAAUAACGUCCACUCGUUUGAUCAGCAACAUCACAGAUGGCGUCCUACAUCGGAGCACAAUCAAGAUGGCUUUUCAACCAACGCUAAUACUAAUUUCCUCUCGUAUUUUCCUUCUUUUUCAAAGACUACUACAACUAUUAUCGUUAUAUUCUCAUUUUGUUGUAAUCUGUUUUUUCUCUCUUUUCUCUUCAAACUGAACUUAAUCAUUUUCUGCCGCCAUUUUAUUCUCGGUAACUACAAAAGAAUUUCAUUUAAUUUUCUUCUUUUUUUAUCUAUGUCUUUUCUUCUCAAAACGCAAUCGGCUUUUGAACAUCUCUCUCCUUUUAAUUCUCCGAGAUGUGUUUCCUUUCCUUCUUUCUUCUUUUUGACCAGUUGCCAAACCUCUGAUCUGCGACUGUCAGAACAUUUACUUCUGUCUUGGGCCGUUCAUCUGAUCCGUUGA
Molecule: messenger RNA, 540 nt
Organism: Acanthosepion pharaonis
Lineage: Eukaryota; Metazoa; Mollusca; Cephalopoda; Sepiida; Sepiidae
Source: the annotation of a GenBank genome assembly